Megalobrama amblycephala (Wuchang bream) is the source of this 2002-nucleotide messenger RNA. It is a transcript of the gene rbp1.2, whose product is annotated as retinol binding protein 1, cellular, tandem duplicate 2. The transcript has 4 exons. Gene Ontology annotation, molecular function: fatty acid binding. Gene Ontology annotation, biological process: fatty acid transport. The record is from RefSeq and is a predicted model, not a curated record. The coding region runs from base 1348 to 1821 and encodes 157 amino acids. Gene Ontology annotation, cellular component: cytosol; nucleus. NCBI's taxonomy places the organism in Eukaryota, Metazoa, Chordata, Actinopteri, Cypriniformes, Xenocyprididae.
UUGACCACAUGAUGUCGCCAUCGUGAGCAUAUCAUGUUUUUGUGUCAAUUAUGGCAAAAUAGAAUAAAAUAACAUCGCUUUGAAAACAGCUGAUGAAAAGCAAAAACGAAGGCAACAUUACUUGAACUUAAUGUCUAAUUUUGAAGUUUGUGUUUACUUUCAUAAUCAUUGGAAGCAGGACGUGGCAAUAUCUUGGGAUUGAUGUCAAAUGACGCGUCUCACUGAGAUCGGGGUCGAUCCAUGUACCCCGAAUUUACAUGCCAAAUGUCCGACUUUGAGUGGCGUUCCAGAUGUUAUUUCCUAGAAUGAGGUGGGAAAAAUCCAAAUUCGGAUCUGUCUGGAACGCAGCUAAUUGUGCAUCCACAUUAGCUUGGUCCAUCCUGAAAAAUGCAAUGAUUUGAGCGUUUGUAUGAGACAGUUGUCAGAUUUCAUUGGUGAUUUCAAAUAUGAAAUUUAAUCGUAAGCUUAGAAUAGUUUUGGAGAAUUUGAUGUUUCCCUAUUCAAAGAGAUUGGAGCUGCACUUGCAUGAACGAGAGGCGUUUCACAGAUGGCUGCCGAAUGAAAUGACUUGUCAUAAAGGGACUUUGACUACAAUAAACAAAACAAUGAAUCAACAUGACAGCAAAUGAACACAAACUAGAAACAAUAGAAGGAAACACAGGAAGCUAUACAAACUAAAAGUCCAUGAAAACAGAAACAAAACACCAACAUAAUGUGACAAAAUCACAAUACUGUUUCAGUGUAUUUUUGAUCAAAUAAAUGCAGCCUUGUUGAGAAUAAGAGACUUUUAAGUCCCUUUUUGGACCCCCCAAUUUGGAUGUGUAGAUCCACCAAGACAAGUCUGGAUGACAAAAUCACUCUCUUGUGGUUGGUGGAAAAGGAAAUAAGCCUUGUUCCGAAAAAUAAACAUCUCGGGAAUCCCAUGUAUAUUUUAUUCUACGUUCCACUGUAAACACUUCAGAGUAAUUUAGUCAGGAAGACUGACCUCAUUACUGACGGGUCUUCACCUCCUGUUUGUGCUCUGGAGUCUGAAGGCGUAAACGGAAGCCGGAUUGACAGCAUUGUGAUGGUUGCUUUGACUGACUGUUGUGCUGCUGACAGGCUGAGAUCAAAACAAUUACAAACUGACAUAUCUGUCUGUUCACAUGCAGUGACUGACAUGAGUUUAUGAGAUGCAUCACCCAUUGGAGUUCACUCCCGGUGACAGAGCUCCUGUACAAAAAAAGAGAAAAGGAGAAAGCAAUCCACAGCAGAAGUCCCACAACAUGUGUAAAUGCUCUUUGAGAUAAUCCAAAGGCCCUAAUUGGCUUUAGGAUUACAACUUGCCUUGUGAUUUGAGACACCGCAAUGCACCUUGAUGUUGAAACAUCAGUGCAGAGGACAAACGCAAAAAAAGCAGCAAAGAUGUCUCCUGUGGACAUGAAUGGAUACUGGAAAAUGACAAGUAAUGAAAACUUUGAUGAAUACAUGGAAGCGCUCGAUGUGAAUCUUGUCAUCAGAAAAAUUGCCAGCUAUCUCGUCUUUGAUAAGGAGAUUGUUCAGAAUGGUGAUCAUUUUAAUAUCAAGACUCUCACCACCUUUAGGAACUACCAUAUGGAGUUUGAUGUUGGCAAGGAGUUUGAGGAGGAUUUAAUUGGUGUAGAUGACAGGAAAUGUAUGACCACGGUAAACUGGGAGGGAGACAAACUGGUGUGUGUGCAGAAAGGAGAAAAGGAGGGAAGGGGCUGGACACAAUGGGUCAAAGGGGACGAGUUACAUGUGGAAAUGCGGGUCUGUGGAGUGGUGUGUAAACAAGUUUUUAAGAAACAAGUUCUCGACUGAUGUGCCUUGAACCACAAGUACUCUACUGUGAACAAAAGCGUGAACUUUUCUGCCUAUUAAAAGUCAUUGUAACAGUAUGAUAAAUAGCAAAUAUGUCUUUUUCAUUCCUCAACUUAUUUAGUCAUGUAAACAAUGUAUGGUGAAACUUUGUCAAAGAAAAUAAACUGGUAACACAAAAACA